AUGGAAGUUCUUUUACCAGUUUUGAUUAUACUUUCAAUAUCAAAUAUUUGUUUGGGAAAGGAUAUCGAUUUCAUUUCAAGAACGCAAUUUCUGAAUGAUGGAGAUACCAUCAUUUCAAAAGGUGGAACCUUUGUGAUGGGAUUUUUUAGCCCCACCAAUUCCUCAAACCGUUAUGUAGGAAUCUGGUACAAACAGAUUCCUGUUCAGACAGUGGUUUGGGUUGCAAACAGAGAUGCUCCACUUGCUAACACAUCUUCAGCUGUCUUGAAGAUCACCCUGGGAGGCCAACUUUCACUUCUUGGAGACAAGGGUCAGGCUGUUUGGUCUGCCAACACAUCAAGAUCGGUGCAAAAUCCGGUUGCAGAGUUGCUGGAUACUGGGAACCUUGUGGUGAGAGAUGCAGAUGAUGAAAACCCGGAGAAUUUUCUCUGGCAAAGUUUUGAUUAUCCAACUGAUCAUUGGUUACCCGGAAUGAAGUAUGGGUGGAAUUUGCAGACUGGUCAUGAGGUUUUUUUAACAGCUUGGAAGGGUGAAAAUGACCCAGCUUCAGGCCAAUAUACACUGCACCUGGAUCCUGCUGGAUAUCCACAAAUUAUUAUCAAGAAUGGAACAUCUGAGAUUUUUAGCUCAGGUCCAUGGAAUGGUUUGUACUUUAGUGUAACAUCAGUAGAUCCGAGCAUUAGAAGCAGCAUCUAUGACCCACAUGGACAGGUUAUAAAUAAUAAAAAAGAGGUUUAUUUUUGGGUUAAUCCCAGUAAUGAUUUGGGUUUAAUUAGAUUUCUUGUUACAAGCAAUGGUAUUAUAAAAUCAUGGGUAUGGGAAGAUGAGAUCAAUCAAUGGGUGAGUUAUCGUAGCAACCCAUCAGAUACUUGUGGCACAUAUGGUUUAUGUGGUGGAAAUGGUGUCUGCAACAUACAGCAAUUUCGUGGUUGUGAAUGUUUGGACAAAUUUUUGCCUAACAAUAAUUCUACAGAAAGUUUUUCACGGGGAUGCCAUAGGAGAAAACCCCUGAAUUGUCUCAAUGGAUCUUCAUCAGAUGGAUUCCUCAAAUAUUCUAAUAUCAAAUUACCAGAUACAAAGCAAUCUUGGUAUAAUGAAUCUAUGAGCCUCCAAGAGUGUGAACGAGUUUGCUUGAGGAAUUGCUCUUGUACGGCUUAUUCCACUCUCAAUAUAAGCAAUGGAGGAAGUGGCUGUUUGAUUUGGUAUGGAGAUUUGGUUGAUAUGAGAACAGUACAGAAUGGGCAAGAUAUGUUCAUCAGAUUAGCUACUUCUGAAAUGCCAGGGUUAAAAGUAGAACCACAUCAAUCAAGCGCAAUGGGGAGGAAAAUAAAAAUCCUUGUUAUUUGUUUGUCGCUGCUGGUUGUAAUAGUUCUUGCUGGGGUGUAUCUUUUCUUGUAUUUCUGCAAAAGAAAAAGGAAAGAACAAAAGUUGAAGCAAGAAUUAGAGUUACCAAUAUUUGAUUGGUCAACAAUAUCAAGAGUUACAAAUAACUUUUCAGAGAUGAACAAAUUAGGUCAAGGUGGAUUUGGAGUCGUAUACAAGGGUGCAUUGGAUGGGGGAGAAGAAAUAGCUGUUAAGAGGCUAUCAAAGAAUUCCAAACAAGGACUUGAAGAAUUCAAGAAUGAAGUUAUUUGCAUUGUUAAAUUACAACAUAGGAAUCUUGUCAAGCUUUUGGGAUGUUGCAUUAGGGGAGAAGAAAAAAUGUUGAUCUAUGAGUACAUGCCAAACAAAAGUUUGGACUUUUUCAUAUUUGAUCAAACAAAGAAAAAGUUGCUUGAUUGGCCAAAACGCUUCAACAUAAUUAAUGGAGUUGCACGAGGGUUAUUAUAUCUCCAUCAAGAUUCUCGACUAAGAAUAAUCCAUAGAGAUCUCAAAGUUAGUAAUAUUUUGCUUGAUAUUGAUUUGAAUCCAAAGAUAUCAGAUUUUGGCUUGGCUAAGAGUAUAGUAGGAAAUGCAACCGGAGAUAACACAAAACGAGUUGUUGGAACAUAUGGGUAUAUGUCUCCAGAAUAUGCCGGACGUGGAAUCUUCUCAAUUAAAUCAGAUGUGUUUAGUUUUGGCAUUUCAAUACUUGAGAUAGUCAGUGGUCGGAGAAUUAGUGAGUUUAUCAAUAAUGAUCAAUACAUGACUCUUCCUGAACAUGCAUGGAAGCUUUACAGAGAAGGUAAAUCAAUUGCGCUUGUUGAUGAGCAUAUAGCUGGUUCAUGUGAUGUAGUUCAAGUUCUAAGGUCAAUUCAUGUCGGCCUUCUAUGUGUGCAACAAUCUCCAGAGGAUAGACCAGACAUGUCCUCUGUAGUUCAGAUGCUAGUUAAUGAUUUUGCAUUGCCUCAAGCUAAAGAGCCUGGCUUUUUUCUUGGCAAGGAAUAUCCUUCACGCACACAUGCAAAAAGUUCUCUAAAUGAAGUUACUAUUACGACAUUGAGUACUCGUUGAAUGUAUAAUUUAUAUUUAUUUAAACUCAAU
Ipomoea triloba (trilobed morning glory) is the source of this 2463-nucleotide messenger RNA. RefSeq names its product G-type lectin S-receptor-like serine/threonine-protein kinase At4g27290. The record is from RefSeq and is a predicted model, not a curated record. NCBI's taxonomy places the organism in Eukaryota, Viridiplantae, Streptophyta, Magnoliopsida, Solanales, Convolvulaceae. Gene Ontology annotation, molecular function: ATP binding; protein serine/threonine kinase activity. The transcript has 6 exons. Gene Ontology annotation, biological process: protein phosphorylation; recognition of pollen. Bases 1 to 2433 code for a protein of 810 amino acids.